This is a messenger RNA of Cladocopium goreaui, 1716 nucleotides long. The record is from the annotation of a GenBank genome assembly. Lineage: Eukaryota; Dinophyceae; Suessiales; Symbiodiniaceae.
AUGAUUCCCCCGGCAUCAAAUGGGUUCAAGACCUUCUAUGCCAUCCCCUACUACAAUGGAAGCACCCUGGAUGCAGCCGAUGCGCUGGCGCGGGAGGGGCAGAUGGAGGAAGCCGUGCGCGUUCUCUUCGCGGGGCCCAGGAACCUGGAAGUCGAUGCCAAGUCGAAGUAUGCCAAGGACGAGGUGACGUCGGAUGAGGUCUUGUACUGGUCCCGUUCCACGGCGCAGUGGCUGCCUGCUACCGUACUCGGACACAACCUGUCCCAUGUGGCGUCCAAGGACUCAACGCAGGCGAAGCUAUGGAGCUACCAGUUAGAUGUGCAACCCCAAGCGCCGCCUUCCCUGGUGCUUCGCCACACGGACGAGAAGAGUACGGUGAAGACGCCAACAGCAGGUUACCCUCGACCGCGCUUGGUAGUGCCCAACACCUGUCCAUGGCCGAUGGCUCGUUCGCCGCCUUGUUGGCAGGAGGCGGCCACUGCCCGAAAGCUGGCGCCCAGCGCCGUCGCCGCCGCCGUGGGCGUCGCGGCGACGCCGCCGAGCGCCACCAUGCUGCCGCGGGCGGCGGUGGUGGCGCCAGAGGCACUGCAUGUCACCACGCGCUUGCCGCGGCACUCGUUGACUUCCACGGACCAGCAGACGUUGAUCGCUACGACUGAGUUGGAUGCAUUGCUCACGCCCACGCGCUCGUUGGGGUCUUUGGGCACGCCCACGCAUUCCCCCAGUGCGCAGGUUCGUCACUGCACUCCUGAGCCGCGGGAAACCCGAAGGUCGUCUCCUGUCGCGCAACUCGUGGGGCCUUUAGCCUCGCCCACACAGCGCACGCGUUCGCCGGCGCGACAGGUCCUGAUCCCUGGCGCCGUGGUGGUGGCACCUCCCGCCAUCCACGCCAUGGCGCCGUCGUUUUCGGCGGCGGUUCUACCGGCCACACCGGUGCCGCCCUUGCCGCAGGCUCCAGCUGAAACAGUCCCCGUGCCGGGUGCUGCCACUGUGGUAGCACCUCCCGCGGAGCCGAUUAAGGCCGAAAAGACGCAGGGCAGCGGGCCAGUCUGGCAGCCAAGUGUCAUCAUCACAGUGCCCUCCACCAAGAUGUUGCGCCCCGUGGGCAGCCGCGCGACUGUGCCCAUGGCGGGCUACUGCACGCCCAAAGAACCGAUGUCGCCACCCCGAAGUCGCCAGCCCAGGGCACGGAUCCAAGUGAUGCCGCCGGCCACGCCGCCGCGGCAGAAGCACCGGGCCGUGAUGCCCCUAGGUGCCGCGCCUACGCAGCCUGCGCGACCCCAAAGCCUGCUGAGGGCUGCUACGAGUGCGCGGUCUGUGGAGAUGUUGAGCCCCAAAGAUCCCCAGACUCCGCAUCUUCCGAUGUCCCAGUCCUUGCUGGUGCCCAGCACCCGUAGCACCUCCCCUGGGCGAAAUGUGAGUCCCGUGCGACAGAUGGUUCCCACGUUGUCGCAGCGCACGCUCCAUACUCAACCCGCCCUGGCGGUGACGCCCAUGACCGCACCGCGGUCGCCUUUGGGCAUGGAGUCACGACAUCUGCAGUCAAGGUCCGCGCGGCCGCAGCUGCACCAGUGGGGCGUGCCUCCUGAGAAGUGGGGCAUCCACUUUGAUCAGCUUCUUGAUCUGGAACAGCACCAGAAAUUCCAACGCGAUUGGAACACUCGGGAGGUGGUCUCUGAGAUCAUUUGGCCCGAGACCGCUGGGAAAGGCAUAGGC